Messenger RNA from Spinacia oleracea (spinach), 1204 nucleotides. RefSeq lists its product as uncharacterized. The transcript has a single exon. NCBI's taxonomy places the organism in Eukaryota, Viridiplantae, Streptophyta, Magnoliopsida, Caryophyllales, Amaranthaceae. The record is from RefSeq and is a predicted model, not a curated record. Bases 16 to 1047 code for a protein of 343 amino acids.
CAUUUUCUAUUACAAAUGGGAUUUGUCAUUGCAAAAAGUGACACAUCUUUGUUUACCUUUAAGCAUGGUGAUGAUAUGGCUUACCUAUUACUUUAUGUUGAUGAUAUUAUUUUAUGCACAUCAUCUGAUGCUUUGCGUGACAGAUUGAUCUAUCAUUUGAAAACAGAAUUCCCGAUGUCUGAUUUGGGGCCCUUGAAUUAUUUUUUGGGAAUUUCAGUCUCUCGUACUCCUUCUUAUAUGCUUCUCUCUCAGCAAAAGUACGCACAGGAAAUUUUGGAACGUGCAUGCAUGGGGACUUGUAAGCCUGUUGACACUAAUGCAAAGCUUAGUGCAGAUUCAGGUCCUCCUGUGGCGGACCUAACUCAGUACCGCAGUCUGGCAGGUGCUCUACAGUACCUUACAUUUACUCGCCCUGACAUUGCAUAUGCGGUGCAACAAGUGUGUCUUUUUAUGCAUGAUCCACGAGAGCCUCAUUUGUAUGCAUUAAAGCGCAUCUUACGUUAUAUUCAGGGCACCAUUGAUCACGGAUUACACUUAUAUCCUACAUCUACUUUGCGCUUGAUUACAUAUAGUGAUGUAGAUUGGGGUGGGUGUCCUGACACUCGUCGUUCGACUUCAGGAUAUUGUUGUUUCUUAGGUGACAAUCUUAUUUCUUGGUCUUCUAAGCGUCAGCCUACUCUUUCUAGAUCAAGGGCAAAGGCAGAAUAUAGAGGCGUCGCAAACGUCGUUGCAGAGGCGUGUUGGCUACAUAACCUUCUUCUAGAGUUACAUUGCCCUCUACGUCAGGCCACUAUUGUUUAUUGUGAUAAUGCCAGUGCUAUUUAUUUAUCCAACAACCCUGUUCAACAUCAGCGCACCAAACAUGUGGAGAUGGACAUCCAUUUUGUUCGUGAGAAAGUGGCGCUGGGUCAGGUAUGGGUGUUGCACGUUCCUUCGCGGUAUCAGUUUGCAGACAUUUUCACUAAGGGCCUUCCUCGACAAUUGUUUUUGGAUUUCAGAUCCAGUCUUAGCGUACGACCUCCUCCCGCUACGACUGCGGGGGUGUGAUAGAGAUAAAAAUCUACUAGGAUUUAAUCUCUUAGGAUAUUUGAUGUAUAUUAGACUUCUAGUCAUAUUAGUGUUCCUAAUCCUAUUAGGAAUCAUAUUGUAAUCCCUAUAUAUUUGAUCAAUGGAAUACACUCCAAUUCACGGAGUUUCACAAUAU